Messenger RNA from Epinephelus moara (kelp grouper), 3844 nucleotides. RefSeq names its product rho GTPase-activating protein 27-like. The transcript is spliced from 17 exons. Gene Ontology annotation, biological process: regulation of GTPase activity; signal transduction. NCBI's taxonomy places the organism in Eukaryota, Metazoa, Chordata, Actinopteri, Perciformes, Serranidae. Gene Ontology annotation, molecular function: protein binding. Bases 55 to 3018 code for a protein of 987 amino acids. Gene Ontology annotation, cellular component: cytoplasm. The record is from RefSeq and is a predicted model, not a curated record.
AGAUGUUAACGCUGUAUCCGCAGUAGCACAGAGGCCACACGGGUGCACCGGAGCAUGGAGCUGGUGUUGGUGCAACAUGCAUUUGAGUACACAGCGAAGGAUGGUCGCCUUGUGUCCAUUAAGCCCAAUGAAAGUUACAUCCUGGUCUCCAAGACCAAUGAACACUGGUGGCACGUCUGCAAAGACCAGAACGCCAAACCUUUUUAUGUCCCUGCGCAGUAUGUGAAGGAGCUCCCAUCAGUUACUGAAGACCCUCCUAGACCUGAUAAGCUGGAUUCAGAUGAGCGUGCGACUAACAGUAAGCCAGUGGAUAUGGCUAAUGUAACAAAACGUAAAGUGACCCACGUAUCAGCUCAGGAUGCUUCACGAGAGACGUACAGGUUCUCCACUUUUGGUUUCUGUGAGAACAUACCAGAUGUGAAGACGCCCUGUGAGACUCUGAAGGAUGGAAAAACCACCAGGAACUCCUCAAACAGUCAGGAUAACAUAAAAACACAUGAUUCAACAGAAGGCUGUUCAUUUCCCUCUGAACCUCCAAAUACUGACAUCAUGCAACUGUAUACAAAACCUCAUCUUGUGCCAAAGGUCAAAAAUGGACAGUCAGAGAGCUCACUGCAGGAUGAUAAAGCACAACAGACUUUACAUGAAAAUGAGGAUAUGGACUUCCCUUUACCCCCUAGUUCACCCAUAUAUGACACCAUACCAGAGAUAAACAUCCCAGAGUUUGACACCUUUCCUGAGCCGCCUGCUCCUGUUGCUCCAGAUGACACAUUAAAGCACGAGCAGAAAAAUCAAACCGCAGAACAAACUUCAUCUCCAGAUGAACCUCCCACUGAGCAGGUGGAGAAUGAAAGUCUCAAGUCAGCCGUGUACGUCAACGUAGCACAACUUCGCAAAAGCAUAUCCGAGUCUCCCCCCUCGGCUCCUUCAUCCUACUCUCCUUCCUACCUUGACCCAGAGGGAUGGGAGGUGCAUGUUGACCAAGACAGUGGACAGGAGUACUACUACCACCCCUCCACGGGGCGCACCACCUGGGACAGCCCCUUCGUCGACUCCCCCACGGACCCUGAGCCACCUUGUUCCCCCUCGCCUCCUCAGUCUCCCGCCCUUUCUCAAUCCACCACCUCCCCCCCUGCGUGGACCUCCGACUGGGAGCAGCUGGUGGAUGAGACCAGCGGUCGCCCCUACUUCUACAACCCGAUGUCUGGGGAGACGUCCUGGGAGCCUCCAGAGCAGCUGAGCCCGUACCCCCCUCUGAUGGAGCCUAUGAGUGUGCACAGGUUUCACGAGGACGGGCCGCCUCCUCUACCUGAGGAGGACUACCCCUCAGAGGAUUACCCAGCUGCUGAACAGCCAGAGGGAUACCCGGAGCUCCUCGCCAUGGGACCUCCCACCCUCCCUAAAGAGUACACCCUCAGCCAUGUGAGCCGGACCAUCAUCCCCCGGGCCAACCUGGACCGCAGCACCCCUUCUGGUUGGAACCUCAAUGUGGAACCCAAUGGGACCUGGGUGUUCACCUGUGAACACUCUCCAGAGCAGUGGAUCAAGUCCAGGGAUGAUCGAGGGCAGACCUACUACUACCUUAGAGACGGCUCCAAGUCUCAGUGGAACUUGCCUGAGGUCCCUGUAGCUCCAGGCCAUUCCAGAAUGGAAAAUGGCGUCGAGGCAGACAACGCGUCAGUCAUCAAGAACUGGAGACACACCAUGGGACCUGCACAGUUCAGCUCAGCCCAGGAUGAUGGGAGGUUCGUCCCCACUCACAGGAGGAACACGUCCGACUACAGCAGCGACAGCUCCAGUACAGGAAACUCACCAGAGACACAGCAUAACGUGCAGAACUUAGAGAAAGCCGGAAUUCUCAACAAAACAAAAGUGUGUGAGAACGGCAAGAAAGUGAGGAAAAACUGGGCCCAGACAUGGACAGUGCUCCACGGAGGAGUGCUGACGUUCCACAAAGACCCAAAGUCUGCAGCAGCAGGGGCCUCGAACAAGACCAAUCAGAUUGUUCCAGAGGUCACGGUGGACCUGCGCGGAGCGACGAUUGGCUGGGCCUCAAAGGACAAAUCCAGCAAAAAGAAUGUUUUAGAGUUAAAAGGCAAGAACGGCACGGAGUUUCUGAUACAGUACGACACAGAAAGCAUCAUCACCGACUGGCACAAAGUUUUAGUCGACACCAUACGACAACUGGAGUACCAGGACCAUCAUUCAGAGGAGGAGGACGGGGACUUGUAUGAGAAGAUCGCCAACACAGAGCGAGAUGACAAGUCUGGAGGCGGCAUGGACAGGCGAAGACCCUCCAGGCCGAGUGUCACGCACUCAUCCAGCUCUGCAGGAGACACAGACCAGAAGAGGGUUCGAACCAAGCUGAUGAAGUUCCUCAUGAAACGCCCCACGCUGCAGUCGGUGAAGGAGAAAGGCUACAUCAGAGACAAUGUGUUUGGUUGCCAUCUGGCCACACUGUGUGCACAGGAGAGGACCACUGUUCCUAGUUUUGUGGAGAAAUGUAUCAGAGCAGUAGAAAAGAGAGGUUUAGACAUCGAUGGGCUCUACAGAGUGAGCGGCAACCUCGCCAUCAUUCAGAAACUACGCUUCAAGGCAGAUCAUGAGGAACUGGACCUGGAGGACGGCCAGUGGGAGGACGUUCAUGUCAUCACUGGAGCGCUGAAGUUGUUUUUCCGAGAGCUUCCUGAGCCGCUUUUCCCAUACAGCCACUUUAAUAAUUUCAUCACAGCCAUCAGAAUUCCUGAUUACAAUGCAAAAAUGUCUUGCAUGUAUGAGCUGGUCAGAUCACUUCCUCUUCCAAAUCAUGAUACCAUGAAACUCCUUUUUGGGCAUUUACGCAGGGUCAUAGAGUAUGGAGAGGACAAUCGCAUGACUGUGCAGAAUGUGGCAAUUGUAUUCGGCCCGACUCUGCUUCGGCCUGAGAUGGAGGCGUCGAACAUCGCCAUGCACAUGGUCUUUCAGAACCAGAUCGUGGAGUUCGUCCUGAACGAAUACGAGCGAAUCUUCUCCAGCUAAAGCAGUCGCAAGCCUCCAGUGCGGACCCUGGGCAAACAUCUCAAUGUGCUCAAGUUAUUUGAAGUGCUAGAUUUACAGUUUUGCAUGCACACAAACAGCUUCAGUGCAACAUCUAAAAUCAAAAUCCUCUUGUAACAUAUGUUGAAGGGCUCUUCAAGUUUUCUUUGCUCGGAAUAUUUGAGGUUUAACCACGUAAAAAAAAUUUGAUAAAAGGGAUCUUCAAAUGGUCUUUGCUAAGAAUAUUUGAAGCAUGUUUAACCACUGUUCCGUCCAGAUUUACUCCAUAGGAGGCUGACACUGUUAGGACUUUAUUUGGCAGUAUUGUGGCCACACAGGUGUAAACAGAUGUGGUUUGAUUUCCCGUCUGGGAGCUACUGAGCUUAUUUUUUUGGGUGGAAGAAGGACUGUAACAGAUUGCUCCAUGAGAUUCUAACUGUCUUAAGCUCACACGUCACUUUCUGGAGAUUUUAAUUGUUUAUUUUUAUUUUUAGCUUUUUGAAAUCGCAGUGAUAAUAGAACCCAAGUCAAACCUGGACGCAUUAACGCUCUCUUAAAGGAAUCAUCAUCGAUUGCUUCCAUCUUUGUUUUAGAAAAGUGGAGUGACAUUUAAAUAUUGUUCUGACUUUGAAAUUACAGUGUAUCACAUAUGGCAAUAACUGAGACUGUAUUCUAAUAUUGUGUCAUUUUUACCCAUGAAUUUUAUUGUAAUAUAGAAAUGUAUAAAAAGAAAUAUUAAUACCAACAUCUUGCUGUGAAAUAGAUGGUGACAUAGACGACUUGUGCAACCUAUAGAUUAUUUUCCACCGAAUAAAAUGCCAUUUUUUUU